UAAUGCUCCAACAAAUGAGAUUUGUCGUUUAUUUAAUAUGAUUACUAGGUCACAAAUUAUCUACAAAGGCUUCUAUUUUUUUUUUCAGUACAGAAAAAAAAUUUAUUUCACAGGAAUCACUAUCACUAGUUGACACACACUUUCUUUUCUAUACUCUUGAAUUAUUUGAAAAUUUAAAACAUACAAAAAAAAAAAAAUAUAAAUUACAAUAUUAAACUGAAGAUAAAUUUGUAAAUAAAAUGGUUAAAGAUGAUGCUGAAACAACAGCCUUGAAAAAAGAGCUUGAUGAUUUGAUUAAAAAGUGUCAGGAAGAUCAAAAAAAACAGCAAGAUGUUACGAUGGAAGAUGCUUGCAGUGCAGCUGCUGAUGCACCAAAAAUAAAAUUAGCUAUGAAAAAAUCUCUCAAGGGUCACAUUAACAAAGUCAACUCGGUUCACUAUGCCGGUGAUAGCAGACAUUGUGUAACUGGAUCAUUGGAUGGAAAAUUGAUUAUAUGGGAUUCUUGGACAGCAAAUAAAGUUCAAGUUAUUCCCCUACGUUCAGCAUGGGUGAUGACUGUUGCUUUUGCACCAUCAGGUAAUUUUGUUGCAUGUGGAGGAAUGGACAAUAUGUGUACUGUUUAUGAUGUCAAUAAUAGAGAUUCAUCUGGUUGUGCCAAAAUGACCAGAGAACUUUUGGGAUAUGAAGGUUUUUUAUCUUCAUGUAGAUUUUUAGAAGAUAAUAAACUCAUCACUGGAUCAGGUGACAUGAAAAUAUGCAUAUGGGAUUUAGAAGCAAAUAAAAAAACAACAGAAUUUAAUGGACAUGCUGGUGAUGUUGUUAGUAUCAGUCUUUCACCUGAUGGCAACAGUUAUUUGACAGGAUCAGUUGAUAGAACCUGCAAGCUAUGGGAUUUUAGAGAAGAAAAAGCAAGACAAACAUUUUUUGGUCAUGAAGCUGAUGUUAAUUCCGUUUGUUUUCAUCCAUCUGGUCAAUCAUUUGUAACAGCAUCUGAAGAUAAAACAGCAAGACUUUGGGAUCUAAGAUCUGAUCAACAAUUGGCAACUUUUACACCACCAAAUUCAAAUCCUGGCUUUACAUCUUGUGGUUUAUCACUAAGUGGAAGAUUUAUAUUUUGUGGUUGUGAUGAUAAUGCCAUUCAUGUUUGGGAUACUUUAAAAAUUCAACACAAUACUGUUUUGAAUGGUCAUGAAAAUCGUGUAACUUCAUUGAGUGUUGCUCCAAAUGGAAUGGCACUGGCAAGCUGCUCCUGGGAUCAAAGUGUUAGAAUUUGGGUCUAAAUAAUCAAUCUAAUAUUUAUUGAAGAAGAAAUUAAAAUUGAAUAAUGAAAAGACCUGAAAUGUUUGAAAUAUACAUCAGGUGCUUGUAAUUGAAUCAAUGAAAAAUAAAUACUCUGCUAUAAUUAUAAUACACAUUUAAGUAAUUAGAGUAAUGAUAUAAAUCAUCAAAUAAUAAUACGAUUGUUAAAAAAAAGAAAAACAAUAAAUUAAAAAUAUUUUGAAUGAGUUUUAAAAUUUUUUGUAUUUUUUGAUCCAUCAUCAUCAUCAUCAUCAUCAUCUUCAUCACCACAUUACAUUACAUUCAUUUACAAUAUGUUUUUUUAUUCAGUUUUUUUUUUUAUCACUUUAUACUUGCAGCAUUAUUUUUUUAUUUUCAUUUUUUUUUUAUUCAAGUGCUAUUAAAUGCUUGACAGAAAAAUAAAAAAAUCAAAAACAAUUUAUUUGUAUCAUCUGUUACAGUGUGUGUAUUUGUUUUGAUCAAUAGAUAAAUUUUUUUUGUGCUAAAAUUAUUUUGAAUCGCACUUCAGGCUUUAUUAAUUUAUUUUUUAAUUAUUCAAAUUUAAUUAGCAGCGUGCAGUUGGAUUAUAAUUAUUCUAAGAAAAAUUGAAGAAUAUUUCACGCGACUAGUUGAUGUAACAAAUAAAAAAUUCUACGACUAAUCACGUGACUACAUGUGCUAUUGAUAAUAAUAAUAUUACUGCUAUUUAAUUUUAAUCUAAUUAGCAACAUGAUCACAUUUUUAUUUGACGGAAAAAUAGAAAAAAUAAUAAAUUAAAUAAACAUAAUUAAUUUAAAUCUUUUUUAAAAAAGAUAUUUUAUUUUUAAUUGUCAAAAAAAUAUAAUUAUCAUGACUAGAUAUUAAUUUAAUUAACGUAAACAAUAGUAGACUGCAAUAAUUAGGGCUAGAAAAUAAUUUAAAAAAAAAAAAAGAAUAUCAACAAUGUAUUUUUGUUGUUUCAUUUUGUUUUUUUCUUUUGUUUUUUUACACGCUGUAAUUAAAGUAUCACAGAAAAUGCGUAAAAAUGUAAUUGAUUAAUUAAUACGAUUAUGUACAUUAUUUGAUGAUUUGAAUUAUAAUGGAAAAUGAAUAUUUUUAUUUAAAAAUAAAUAUAAAAUAAAAAAAUUUAAAUAUAACAAAAAAA
Aphidius gifuensis is the source of this 2422-nucleotide messenger RNA. It is a transcript of the gene Gbeta76C, whose product is annotated as guanine nucleotide-binding protein subunit beta-2. The record is from RefSeq and is a predicted model, not a curated record. The coding region runs from base 240 to 1280 and encodes 346 amino acids. Gene Ontology annotation, molecular function: protein binding; signaling receptor complex adaptor activity. Gene Ontology annotation, biological process: G protein-coupled receptor signaling pathway. NCBI's taxonomy places the organism in Eukaryota, Metazoa, Arthropoda, Insecta, Hymenoptera, Braconidae. Gene Ontology annotation, cellular component: cytoplasm; heterotrimeric G-protein complex. The transcript is spliced from 6 exons.